Amyelois transitella is the source of this 1069-nucleotide messenger RNA. RefSeq names its product cell cycle checkpoint protein RAD1 (gene Rad1). The transcript is spliced from 6 exons. Gene Ontology annotation, biological process: DNA damage checkpoint signaling; DNA repair. The coding region runs from base 135 to 950 and encodes 271 amino acids. Gene Ontology annotation, molecular function: 3'-5' exonuclease activity. The record is from RefSeq and is a predicted model, not a curated record. Lineage: Eukaryota; Metazoa; Arthropoda; Insecta; Lepidoptera; Pyralidae. Gene Ontology annotation, cellular component: checkpoint clamp complex; nucleus.
AAAGAGUCAGAUUUUCUGUAAACAUGUGUUGGCAGCUAGAAUUGCCCAGAUUUUAGAUAAAUUAACCUACCAUGAGGUGACCCAUGAUCAAUAUUUAAUGUUACUCAAUUCUAUGUUCGAUUUGGAAGAUAACAAUGGAUGAAGGGACAUCAGAAUAUUAUUUUACGGCCUCUAUGGACUCUGGGAAAAAUUUAUGCAAUUUAUUAAAGGCAAUACAGUUUCAAGAGUCUGCUGUUUUCUGUGCAUUGCCUGAGGGUCUAAAACUAACAGUAGAGGAAGGGAAAUGUGUGCAAGCCUCAGCUUAUGUGCCUUGUGAUAACUUCACAGAGUAUCGUGUGAGGGAUGAUGUAGAUGUUAUGUUCAAGAUCAGUAUAGCAGUGCUAGCCGAAUGUCUCAAUAUAUUUGGGUCUGGUGAAGAAUCCAGUUUGAAAAUGUACUACAGAUGUGAAGGAUCGCCUCUUUUGCUUGUAUUACAGCCCCAAUCCGUCAACAACGUGAUGACUGACUGCGAAAUCUUCACCCAAACAGCGGACUCUGUCCUGGAACUUCGAGAUGAGGACACCCCAGAAGUAGCCAAGCUGGUGCUCAAGGCACCGGCUUUCCUCGGCCUGUUGGCAGAUAUAGAGCGGUCCUGUGAUAUAAUCGAGUUGAACCUGUCACCGGAACACCCUAACGUCAGUAUUGUUACCUAUGGCAUGCAGGACAGAUCAUGCAUCGACGUUCCCAAGUCGUCAGAGAUGGUGCAAAGCUUCAGUUGUGACCAGCCCAUCACUUUGAAAUACCAGUUGCAUCACAUUAGACUCAUCAUGAAGGCCUUAGGCAUAUCUACUAAGGUAGUUUUAAGGUGCAGUUCCAACGGCUUGCUCUUGCUGCAGCUGAAGCUAGAAGACCAGAGGGAUCAGAGGCAAAUGUUUUCAGAGUUCUACAUUGUUCCAUUGCUUGACGAUUGAAGUAAUGGACUAAAAAAAUUUAGUUUUCUGAAAAGUAUUAGAUAUUUUUACAUUAAUAAAUACACAACUUUCAAAGUAGUAUGUUGAAAUAAAGGCUGUGAAAAAUAAACGAGAUGUUU